This is a messenger RNA of Colletotrichum destructivum, 1696 nucleotides long. Its product is annotated as Putative RNA polymerase II subunit A. Gene Ontology annotation, cellular component: nucleus; mRNA cleavage and polyadenylation specificity factor complex. Bases 198 to 998 code for a protein of 266 amino acids. Gene Ontology annotation, biological process: termination of RNA polymerase II transcription. Gene Ontology annotation, molecular function: RNA polymerase II CTD heptapeptide repeat phosphatase activity. The transcript has 2 exons. NCBI's taxonomy places the organism in Eukaryota, Fungi, Ascomycota, Sordariomycetes, Glomerellales, Glomerellaceae. The record is from RefSeq and is a predicted model, not a curated record.
UAUCUUGUUUCAUCUGCUUUUCUUCCUCCACAAUUCCGUUUGUUGCUUCGGCCUAGCGUUUUCCCGCCCCUUCGUUCAGUGCCCAUCACUUAUCGAUACCCACUCCGUGCCCGCAGAGCUUGAUUUGUCCCGAAAGGCCCCACCACCAUCGUCACUUUGCCAGUGCCAUAUUGCCAUAAUAAGAACACCGCCAUAAGAUGGAUGUCGCGAACGGUACUGGCACCGAGCAGGCGAUGUCUACGGCGGCGGCUAACUCGACGACGCCCAGUAAUGGCAGCGAGUCGGGGGCCGGAGACUUCAAGCUUAAGUUCUGCACAGUCUGUGCCAGUAAUCAGAAUAGAUCAAUGGUCUCUCAUCUUCGCCUUGCGAAUGCAAACUACCCCGUCAUUUCCUUCGGCACCGGCUCCCUUGUCCGCCUGCCCGGACCCUCCAUCACCCAACCUAACGUCUACCACUUCAACAAGACGUCCUACGACUCCAUAUUCAAGGAGCUUGAGUCCAAAGACCCGCGUCUCUACCGCGCCAAUGGCGUCCUGAACAUGGUCGACCGCAACCGCCAUGUGAAAUGGGGUCCCGAGCGCUGGCAGGAUUGGCAGGUCGGCAUGCCGCGCCUUACCCACACAGAUGACCGCGGCAGCGCCGGCGUUGAGGGUGGCGUCGUUGACAUCGUCAUCACCUGCGAGGAGCGCUGUUGGGAUGCUGUCAUCGACGACCUCAUGAAUCGCGGCGCGCCCUUGAACCGCCCGGUCCACGUCAUCAACGUUGACAUCAAGGACAAUCAUGAAGAGGCCAGCGUCGGAGGGCGCGCCAUCCUCGACCUCGCGAACUCCCUGAACGCCGCUGCCGUCGAGGAGCGCGAGGCUGUCGGCGCCGCGGCGUUUGAUAGUGGGAGCGCGUCCAGUCGUGCAAGCUUCGACGAGAGAGUCCCGGACAUCUUGGCCGCAUGGCAGGAUAGAUGGCCACAUCUGCCGGCUGUAUGGACAUUGGCCUGGUUUUGAGCGUGCGCCGGAGGUGAUGACAUAUUGAAGAACGGGCUUUCAUCGUUUCAGCGGGACACAGUACCGAAUUAAACGACACCAUGCAUCACAUUAACGUUAUCCAGUACAGGGCUGCCGUAAGACGUGGCAUCGCCGAUUUGCACAACGGCGAGGCUAAAACGGGCAUGAUUGAUGACACCAAAAAGGAGGAUCUGGCCGGCUUCCACUCACGCACGGCUCGGUCUGCAAGGUUCUCGAAUGAGGCAUUUCACAAGUCGUCGGAGGAACCAUACGAACUUGGGUCGGAAGCUUGAGAAGGGAAAUGCGGCUCGCUUCUAUGCAAAAUCUUCAUCAUUCCUGGGUGGGAGGAGCUCAUACAAUCAUCGAACAAAACGAGGGGAAAAAAAACCAUCACAGUACUGAUAGGCAUGCGCAGGAUAGAGGCCGGCGGCAACGGAGGAAACUGUAGCCGUCGGGGAGUGGCGGCGAUGAGAAGAAAGCGUCAAGCACUCUGUCGUCUUGGUGGGAUGGAUUUGGGACUCGCGCCGCUCUUGGCCGUGUUGUGGACUCGAAGGCGCGAUUCAUGGGCAAGCGUUCAUCGAGGCACAGGGACAUGUCCCAUAAACUCCUCCGGCCAGUGACAAGGGGGGAGAGAAGGAAAGGCUUGGGGAGAUGUACCACACAGACGAACCAUGAAUAACGAACACACAAGCAAUAAU